AGCCCCAACCAAAUCCCCCUCCUUGGAGCCUCCCGCUAUGCGAAUCACUUCCACAGGGGCCAAUUUUUGAGCAGGUGAAUCGAUUCUCAUCUCCUUUUAUUCGAUCGAUCGCCCAAUCUCCGCAAAUUAGGGCAAUUUUCUCCGAUUCUCGUAGUAUCGGCGUUUCCGUUCCGGAUCCGUGCUCCAACCCUACCGGAUCUGAGUUCCGAUCAUGCUAUGGAUUACAUUUCAAAGUCAAUGGCUGUUUGAGGUGUAGGAAACCUGAAGGAACAAUAUUGCUUCCUGCAACAACGUGAUAAGCAAAACAACAGUCUUUCAACUUCUAAUGGGUCGCUCGCCAUUGAAGGAUCAUUAUGUGAAUCUCCCAAGAAGACGCUCGUUAAGGCUUAUGGGAAUUAAUGGCAUAUCAGAGGGCCCUAGUGGUGAAAUAACUUCUCAUAGUCGUAUCAAAGUUGAGGUGACAGAUCCUGAAGAAAGCACCUCUUCUUCCAUACUAAACGAUUGUGUAACUGUUGCCGCUAACAGCAGAAGUGACAAGAAUUCUUGCAAGAAAGAAAGCAACUAUGACAUUGAUGAACAAAAUCCUCAGGACAUAUCAUUAAAGGAUCUACGAGCCAGAUGUAAAGCUAAAAAGCGCAAAGUCCUAGAAUCUUCUCCUUCCAAAGAAGGUGAUGUUUGCGGCAUCCUCCAUCUUGAUGAAUCUCAAAAGAAGGAUCCUACUAAUGAUGAAUCUCAAAAGAAGGAUCCUACUAAUCUUAAGCCAAAAGAAGAGGAAGUCGAUCUUGAGGAGCCCCUUAUCAUCUUAAAGUUGAAGCGAUCUAAAGUAUCUCCUUCCAAAAGAUAUACGAUGAGAAAGAGUGAGCAAAUAUCUUCGCAGUGUUCUAUUUCUCCCAAUGCAAAAUACAGUACUUCAGACCUACAAUAUACAAAGAGUGCAGCAGCAGAUGAUAAAGAAAAUAUUAGAGUGAGCAGAACGAUAGUUUUGAUCAAAAAAGAUGAUUCUUUCCUGUCAUCAGAACAUGAUCUAAGGAGGGAUCCGCACUCCAGCCCUGAUUUAGUUUAUCAUGUCAAAAGUGAGGCCUCGGAGAUCUGUUCAUCAAUUGACUUAGAUGUAGAUGCCAAUUCUCUUUCAGACAUCAGCCCUCUUGACAGUUCAUCGAGUGAGCUAUUUCAAAAGGUAGAAUCAGUCGAUUCAGAUUGUACAGAAUCAGCUCGUUUCACUAACAAUCUCCUUGAUUUGUGUCUCCAUCCAGCUGAACCAGCUUACAUUUCUCCUAGCAGUCCUGAUUUAGUUUGUACCAUUGAAAAUGAUAGUGCUAGUAUGAUGUAUGGUAAUGCAAAUAGUGUUGUUUCUACUUCAAAUGAUUCCAGUGCAAAACACAAUUGCACAUUGAACCUCUCUUCUGAUCUGAUUGAGAUUAAUAAUGGAAAUUCAGCAAGUAAUGAAGAUAUAACCUCUAGUGAUAGUGAUUAUCCUACUUGUUCUUUAAACAAAUCUUCUGCUGAUUAUGUGGAAAACAGCGAGUACUGCUGUGCUUCUGAAGGUGCUCAAGAGCUCCUGGGUGGAGCUUUAAAUAUUGAACAUGACCUGGCGAUCAAAGGCAUUGCACUUGAGGGAAGCAUGCACAAAAGCACCGUAAAUCAAUUGGAUCCAUCGUUUAUAUGCCUCACUGGCAGCAAUCGGGAAAACAGUGGUGAUGAUACUUGUAUUACCAUUACAGCAAGUGAAAAUUCUAAAGAUGAUGGAUUACCUUUGCAGGAGUUGCCAAUAGAAACUGAAACAAAGGAUGUGACCAUUGAUCCUGUUUUUCUUUAUAAUGAAGCACGUAGUCUCGUCGACACUUUUAAAUUUGGUGCACAGGAUGGGCGUCUUGAAAGCAUAGUGUAUGAUGCCAUUAAUAACUAUUCAGAGAUAGAGACUAGUGAAACCACGUCAUCUCAUGGAGCAGAUGGUGCUGCAGAAGGGACCUGGCGUACAUCCAUGCCUCAGUUAUCUGAAUGCUUUAAUACUGUGGAAGACUCACCAACAUUUAAUGUAAGCUCGCCUAAAACUGACACUGCCUUAUCUUCAAAUGUGUGGCAAAGUAUGAAUAACCAAACAGCUAAAACAACUUAUUAUGCUGGUGAUAUGUAUGAAAUGGAUGAUGAUGAUGAUAAGGGAUCUACAGAAGCUCUUGAAGUCAAGUCUGCUCAGAUUUUACCGCCAUGUGCUAACAUGGAAAACACUGACGUGGAAGAGCUUUCACAUUCUGAAGCAGAGGAAAAGUGGCAAAUCACUGUUGAACAGCCAGCUUCAGCUACAAUUUAUCUGGAAGCGGAAGAUGAAGUCAGUCACAUGAAACAAGAUAUAAGAAAUAAUCAAAUAUUGCCAGAAGAACAUCCUCCGAAAAAGUUAUUAUCCAAUAGAAUGACUAUUUCUCCAACUUCUCAGGAAAAGCUUUGUCGGGCUAUAACUGGUAUUUAUCUAUGCGAUGGGAAUGAAAUGCCCAGGAGUAGGAAGAGGCUUUUGUUACUGUCUGGAAGUGGGGAACCUCAAUCCUCGCUACAAACUGAUAGCACCCCUAAGAAGCCAAAAAACAGUAGGGAUUGUUCUCUUUCACCAGUACCCAAAGGGAUUCUCAAAUCAAGAGAAACUUCUCGCACGACAGCUUCUUCUUGCAUGAAGAGUACAUCGCCUGACGUAGACAUAGAGAAGGCCAUUGAAUUCUCACAGUCGCAGAUGCGCGGCAUAGAAAAUGUUGCAGUGAAACUUCUAAAGGGUUUGAAGUCCAUGAAAAGCAUAGUGGAGGAAACGGUGUCUUCAGAGGCACAUUCUUUGCUUUCAAAAUACACUGUUGAUGAGAUCAAAGCAACCACAGAGAAUGCAACAGAGCUUGAGAGGACAACAAGGAGGUGGCUAAAUAUAAUGAUGAAAGAUUGCAACCGUUUCUGCAAAAUAUUGAGAUCAGCAGGGAACAACGCAGCUUCUCCUGUUAAUGGUGUUCACAAGGGCCGGAGGAAGAUAACUUUUGCAGAUGAAGCAGGCGGCAUGCUCUGCCAUGUUAAGGUUUUCAAUCAACAGGCAAGUUCUCUUGACGGACCUGAAACCGAGAAAGUUGGGUCUUAAAACAAAGAUGCAAAACUAUUUUUAGCAUCCUUCUAUGUCUAUGAUCCUCAUAGAAGAAAGCUAAAUAAUCUGCACAAUUCCGAGGCAAGCUCCUUACGCAGAGAUCGUGAGAUUGCUGGGACGACUCCACUUGUACAAAGUCUCAUCUCAAUGUGCCUCGGCAAUAAUGCUAGAGUACUGCCAUUCAGUUGUUGUUAAACUAUUGCCAGAAGAGAAAGUUUAGGAUUCUGUCGGAUCAGGCUCGUUGUAAGUGUGACAUAAGUUACUAAAUUAGCUAUAGAGAGUUGUUUGGUAAGGAAAAUCUUUCUAACUUGUCUUUAGGGAAGGCUACUGAUUGUAAGAAAACAUGCAAGGAAGAGAGAACUUAUCUCUUCUGAUCAUAAUUGAUGGAUGGUAUCCUGUAUUUGUUGUUUGACAAA
This is a messenger RNA of Ananas comosus (pineapple), 3525 nucleotides long. RefSeq lists its product as uncharacterized. Lineage: Eukaryota; Viridiplantae; Streptophyta; Magnoliopsida; Poales; Bromeliaceae. The transcript has 7 exons. The record is from RefSeq and is a predicted model, not a curated record. The coding region runs from base 326 to 3106 and encodes 926 amino acids.